AUGACAUCUCUCUGUGCCAUUUUACUUGUUACGAAAUCAAGUGGAGGACAUGGUCGCUUUAUUUUCAAUUACCCAAAGGAUCCACAGCGAAAACAUGAAAUAAUAGAUUACACUACCGGGGAUGAAGAAUCUGACACGGAGACGAUAAACGAGAACAUUCCAGGAGAUGAUACCGAUAAGCGAUCUAUACUAUCGCGUAUGGAAUCGGAUGCUGAUGAUUUCGAUCCAAUCCCUUCAAGAAAAAGAGUCGAUGGUGCCUCACGAAAUGACGAUGGGGAUGAGAUUCUACUUGGUUUCAAGAAAUCGUAUUUGGCAGAUUUGUUAUUGCCAAAAUCUGACAGUAUCAAAGACUUUCAACUUACCGUCGACGGAAUGACGUUUUUGGGCCAACCCAUAUCUUUCACCAAAGCCGAACAAAGGUCACGAGAUAUUGACUUGCGGGAAGAUAAAAAAAAAGACGACGACGAAAACGUAAUGGACAGUCAAGAUAUUGACCAACCCGUCGGAACAAAGGUGCCGUCAACAGCGAAACCAGCGAACCGGUUGACCCAUUUUCAUCUGGUCUUUGUUCUGGAACCGCCUGAACUGGAAUUGACUCAGCACGUGGAUAAAAUGUUCAAGCAUGUUAUAGCAAAAAUCACUGCUGCUCUCUACUAUGAACAAGACAGAUGUGAUUAUGUGAGACAACAAGCUGACUUGAUAAUGCAAUUGAAAGAUGCUGCAAGAUUAGAUAAAUCGGCAGACGAGCUUAUGCAAAUAACUUUGAAAAAAAGUACUCUUGCUAGGACGAUAGCUGAUGUUUAUGAUGCAAUAUCCAUGGACUCAACAGCUCACGCCCUUGUUAAUGAUUAUAUUGACAUCACAUUGCAGAUACCAUCGUUUUCACCUGACCAAGACGACAGUAGACAGGAUUUGUAUGAUUAUACACAAUUUCCAGUCAUAACUCCGCACAAGACACUCUUAUUGUUAGAGGAUCCUCAAGAUAUUUUGAAAGCUAUGCCUUUGGACGCAAAUCCCACACUAGUUCAGCUUAUACAAGUUAUUACCCCUACACAAAGACUCGGAGAUCUAAUUAGCUUGCUCGACUGUUCUCUGGCACAGAUUUACAGAAUAGUAGCACAUCUCAUUUAUUGGAGAAAAGCAAAACUGAUUGAUGUUAUUAGCACGAAAAAUAUUUACGUUACCUCUCCAACAGCGGAUCUAAGAUCUCUGAACGCGCUAACUGCUGAUUUCAGUCAACACUGUCCGAAUUUGGACCUAAUCACACUACUGUCCGAGCUAAACACUCCUGCGCCUAGCAAAUUGGAAGACAUCAUUCCCACCACUUUCAAAGAGCAGAAGACGAUUUAUUUUGAUGCUAUUGCUUAUCUCCUGCGUAAGGGUCUUAUCGUACAAUUGCAUGCGUAUAUCCUUGUAAUGGUCCCACCAUAUGUCCAUAUGGGGUGUACGCGCGAAGAAUACGAGAGGAAAUUAAGAGAAGGAAGUUAUGACCACUCUAAGAUUAUAUCAACACCAAUUGCGCCUCCCGAACAAGCUAGCGAUGCAGAGCGUAAUUGGCUUAACAACAUGACUGCCAAAAAGCCUGAAGAGAUAAGAUCUCUUUUUGACAGAUUAACACAAUACUUUAACGGACACCAUUAUCUUGAAGAAAUACUGUUGCGAGAAAACAUAUCUCGGAAAGAUCUACGCUUGGUGACUGAUCAGUUUGAAGCGUUGAACGCCUU
Messenger RNA from Paraglomus occultum, 1724 nucleotides. NCBI's taxonomy places the organism in Eukaryota, Fungi, Glomeromycota, Glomeromycetes, Paraglomerales, Paraglomeraceae. The record is from the annotation of a GenBank genome assembly.